Alosa sapidissima (American shad) is the source of this 2560-nucleotide messenger RNA. RefSeq lists its product as uncharacterized. Lineage: Eukaryota; Metazoa; Chordata; Actinopteri; Clupeiformes; Clupeidae. Gene Ontology annotation, biological process: positive regulation of transcription by RNA polymerase II. The transcript is spliced from 8 exons. The coding region runs from base 245 to 886 and encodes 213 amino acids. Gene Ontology annotation, cellular component: nucleus. Gene Ontology annotation, molecular function: protein binding; single-stranded DNA binding. The record is from RefSeq and is a predicted model, not a curated record.
CCACUCUCUCCGCAGCAGAGGGAGUGUGGCUAGAAUCCUGGAACAGCGAUUGAAAAAAAAAAAAUCUACCAGUGGCCUGUUUCAAGUCCCCCCAGUAGAAACUGUGCCUGAUUUGUGGCCAAUGUUGGAGAUGUAAAAAAAGGAGGAAAAAACACUAACCGGGUAGCUAUGGAGAUAGAACGUUUUGCGGGCUGCUUUCUUUGACAUGUGUUGAGUGGGUAAAAGUCUUAAAACAGUGUCCAACAUGUACGCCAAAGGUAAAGGAGCAGUCGUCCCCUCCGAUAGCCAAGCGAGAGAGAAAUUAGCUUUAUACGUGUACGAGUAUCUACUGCAUGUUGGAGCCCAGAAAUCAGCACAGACGUUCCUAUCUGAGAUCCGAUGGGAGAAGAACAUCACGCUGGGGGAACCCCCAGGAUUCCUGCACUCGUGGUGGUGUGUAUUCUGGGACUUGUAUUGCGCUGCCCCUGACAGACGCGAGACCUGCGAGCAUUCCAGCGAGGCCAAGGCCUUCCACGACUAUGUGAGUCACCUCCUCCUCAUCCUCUGUUUCUUGCUACACUGUACCCCUGCUCCCCCCCCCCUCUUGUAUCCCUUCCUCUCUCUCUCUCCUCCAUUCUUUCUCUCCCUCCCUCUUUCUCUCUCACAGUUCCCCAUGGGCCCUGGUCCUGAUGGUCCCAUGGGAGGGAUGGGCCCCAUGGAGCCCCACCAUAUGAACGGAUCGCUAGGCUCUGGAGAUAUGGAUGGGUUGCCAAAGAACUCUCCCAACAACAUGGGGGGCAUGAACAACCCUCCGGGCACCCCGCGUGAUGACGGGGAGAUGGGCGGCAACUUCCUCAACCCCUUCCAAAGUGAAAGUUAUUCACCCAACAUGACGAUGAGUGUCUGAUUUUUUUUCUUCUUUUCUUAUUUUUUUUUUUAUUUCUUCUUUGUUUUUAUGUUUUUUUGUUGUUGUUUUUUUUAACCCCUUCGCUGAAAUGGCUCCGUUCCCCUUUGAUCCUGCCCCCCUUCCCCCUCUGCAACUCACCCCGCCAUCCCUGGCUCUACAAACGAAAAACAAAAACAAAACAAAAAAAAAACUCAACCCCAACCUCGCCGCCUCCUUAAAAACCUCACACACCUCUCCACUGGCCGCACACUCCACACACCCCCCUCUGCCCACCUACCCCCCCCUGCCCGCUCGGUGGAACUUUGGCUGCUGCGCUCAGUCCCCUGGGAGGCCCAUGGAGCACGGACCUGGAGCACAGUCCCUGGGCCUGCCCUCGCUGCCCACCGUGUGCGCCAUGGGCGCUGGUGGCAUCGGCGGCGGCAGCGGCAGCUGCAUGGGUGUGGGGACAGGUGGCAGCAGUGGUGGCAUGAGGAAGCAGCGACAGAGCCACCGGAAGAGCCUCCACUCGGACCACUCGCCCAGCAUCUCCACAUUCCUCACGGGCCCAGGACUGUAAGGCCUGGAAGGAGAGAGAGAGAGAGAGACUGUGGAGGAGAGAUGGAGGGAGGUGACCAGACAGGAGUCUUCAGCACAGCAUGUCCAACCAAUGCCAGACUGCCCAGCUUUCAUUGUGUUAUUUGUUGUUGUUGUUUGCUUCAGUCUGCAUUUCUUCACUUUGUAAUAUUUUUUGUAGUUUGAUUUUUAGUUUUUUUUUUUUCUUUUUCUUAUUUUGUAUGACCCUCUGGAUGCAGUAGUUCAACACAGAAGGAGGAGGAAGAUGUCUGAACUUAACACCACCCCCUCCCAUUUUAUUGUGUACAUUUUUUAAAGAAGUUGUUUGGCAAUGACAUAUUUUUCAUUAUACUGUGUAUGUAUUGUAUUAUGAAUAUUAUUUUAUUUUUUAUUAAUAUUGUUAUAAUGAUUAUUAGACCCCCCCCCCCCCCCCCCCCCCCAACCCAUUUCCCUUUGAUGGGCAUGACAUAGCUAAGCAACCAUGACAAUGACCAGACACAAGCACACACUCAUGAUGCACAACUGCAGUUGUCACGGUGACAGACGUUUAGGCAUCGUUUUAUUGUCUCUGCCAGAUAUUUAGUCCGAAUUACCUGUGCUACCUGCCAUUUAUUCUCACCCAACCAGUUUAAUUCAGCGAGACUGUGAGCCCCCAAGCGGCAUCCUCAGCACACGUGAGUUUCAUUUGGAGGGUGAAAGCAUCCCUUUAUUGAUGAGCUGGGAGCAGUUUGUCUGUGUUCAUGUGCAUCACAAGCCAGAGGUUUCCCCCUUUUAAACAGCAUAGACACCUCCAAGAGCCACAUGGCCUGCAUCAAUGUUUACCUCUCCUUUGUGUGCAGAAUACCUCUGCCCUGAAGCCCAUAAAAACAUAAAAAAAACACUCGUGUACACACACAGACUUUCACAUACACUGCAACACCCAUGUGAAAUAUAAACAAGGAAGGCCCCCCCCCCCCAUCUAAAAGCAAGUGUAAGACAUUUUUAAUGGUACUGUUUAUCUUUUUUAGACUCAGUUUUUAGAGGAAGGCAGAUGUCGUUCAGUUGUCCCCCGCCAUUCAGAGCAUGAUGUACAAUUUGUUUUGUUGUAUUCUCUUUAUCAUAAAGUUGUUGUCUUUGUGUGUG